AUGCGCACGGCUUCUGCACAGCAGGGUUUUACUGUGGAACGCCGCCGUGCCGGUCGUCCAUCGGUGGCGGUGGAGGAGGCGGCCAAAAAUUUUCCGAGGUUACAGCAGGAGGCGGAGGAGGCAGCCAAAAAUGUUCUGAGGUUACAGCAUGAUACGGAUAAGGCAGCCAAAAAUGUUCUGAGGUUACAGCACGAUACGGAGGAGAUGGCCAAAAGUAUUCCGAGGUUACAGCAGGAGGCGGAGGAGGCAGCCAAAAAUGUUCUGAGGUUACAGCACGAUACGGAGGAGAUGGCCAAAAGUUUUCCGAUGUUACAGCAGGAGGCGGAGGAGGCAGCCAAAAGUUUUCCGAGGUUACAGCAGGAGACGGAGGAGGUGGCCAAAAGUUUUCCGAGGUUACUGCAGAAGGUGGAGGAGGCGGCCAAAAGUCUUCCGAGGUUACUGCAGAAGGUGGAGGAGGCGGCCAAAAAUGUUCCGAGGUUACCGCAGGAGGCGGGCCUGCGACAGGUGUAA
Molecule: messenger RNA, 510 nt
Organism: Macrosiphum euphorbiae (potato aphid)
Lineage: Eukaryota; Metazoa; Arthropoda; Insecta; Hemiptera; Aphididae
Source: the annotation of a GenBank genome assembly